Dioszegia hungarica is the source of this 987-nucleotide messenger RNA. RefSeq names its product mitochondrial carrier protein. Gene Ontology annotation, molecular function: transmembrane transporter activity. Gene Ontology annotation, biological process: transport. Bases 1 to 987 code for a protein of 328 amino acids. The transcript is spliced from 9 exons. The record is from RefSeq and is a predicted model, not a curated record. Lineage: Eukaryota; Fungi; Basidiomycota; Tremellomycetes; Tremellales; Bulleribasidiaceae.
AUGACUGGUCCAGACGAGCCGUUGAUCGUCGAAGCCAAAGCGCCGGUCCAUCAUCCGUAUAUCGGCUUCGCGGCUGGACUAUGCUCUGGGUGGACCAAGCUAGUGGUGGGGCAUCCCUUCGAUACCGUCAAAGUAAUACAAUGUGCGCCUCCGGGGACGUUCGGUGGAGCUUGGCACUGCCUCAUAACGACAGUCAAGAAGGAGGGACCAAGAGCGCUGUAUAAGGGCGCCUCAGUACCGGCUGUAUCAUGGGGUAUCAGUGACUCCAUGCUCAUGGGGAGUCUCCACAACUACCGAGCCUAUCUACGGGAUAACGGCUUUGGAGAGCACGACCCUACUGGCGCAUCUCCAGACGGCAGAAGAUUGAGUAUAUUGGGACACACAGUAGCCGGUCUGUUUGCAGGAUGGACAAAUGCGGUCGUCGCCCACCCUACCGAAACGAUCAAAUGCAAGCUACAGUUGCAAAUAGCUCAAGCCGACAAUACGCCAAAGCAGUUCAAGGGACCUGUAGACGUCGUCCGGCAGACAGUCAAUGCGCAGGGAAUAGCGGGGAUGUGGAGGGGUUUAGGGGCGAGCUUUAUCUAUCGGAGUAGUUUCUUGGCGAUGUUCGGAGGAUUUGAGGUCUUUAAUCGGUUAUUCGCAUCUUGGGACGGAACGAGCUGGGCGAUGAGCCAAGGAGCGGCAAACUUCCUCGCCGGUGGAUUGGCGUCAAAUCUCUAUUGGGCAAUGGCACUGCCACUAGACAAUAUCAAGAAUCGGAUCAUGACAGACUCGGUCACGAAACCUCGAUAUCAUGGUGUAUUUGACGCGUACAGGCAGGUAUGGACGGAGAGUGGGAACCCAAGUAAAGGGGUCGUAUGGAAUGCUUUGGCGCGGACGAAGAACUUUUACAGGGGUGCGGUCCCGGUUGUACUGCGCGCGUUCCCGACGAACGCGGCUGCGCUGGCGGUGUAUGAAGCUGUGAUGCGGUAUUCGAAUAGCGUGUAG